CAAAGAACGAAGAGACUCAGCAACUUUGAUUCCUUGGGUGGUUUGAUGUCCAUCUGUCCCAACGCUACAGAGGAAGAAAGCAAUAAUCCGAUGUACGCGAGGGAGUUCCAGACGAUGCUGGAGGGUUUGGAGGAGGAGGAAUCGGGGCACGUGUCAGAGAAGAAACGGAGAUUGAGCGUGGAUCAGGUCAAGGCAUUGGAGAAGAAUUUCGAGGAGGAGGAAUCGGGGCACGUGUCAGAGAAGAAACGGAGAUUGAGCGUGGAUCAGGUCAAGGCAUUGGAGAAGAAUUUCGAGGUCGAGAAUAAGCUUGAGCCGGAGAGGAAAGUUAAGCUGGCUCAGGAGCUCGGUCUGCAGCCGCGCCAGGUCGCCGUCUGGUUCCAGAACCGCCGCGCGCGCUGGAAGACCAAACAGUUGGAGAGAGACUACAGCGGCCUCAAGGCCAGCUACGACGGCCUCAAGCUCAACUUCGAGAGGCUCCAACGCGACAAUGAAUCUCUACUCAAAGAGAUUCGCGAGCUCAAAUCGAAGCUCAACGGAGACGACGAGGAGAAGACGAGACUCGAAAGCGAGAUCGGCGACGCGGUUCUCAGGCGAGCUGGCGCGGCCGAAGAGCGCGGACGUGGACGUGGACUACCACGUGCAGAGGGUGAACAUAAGCUCGCUGACGUCGAUGUCGGCGAAGUCAAGGAGGAGGAUAUUCAUGUUCGGGCCGGUGAAAUUCAAGCCAGAGAUGGAGCUGGGCGCUAUCAAGCACAGGCAGGCCAAGCUAGCGGAGAAGCCCACUGCCCCGGAGAAGGACGUGCCCUCGCAGCCCGAGCCCGAGCCGGAAAAGGUAGCGACGCCGACUGA
Molecule: messenger RNA, 849 nt
Organism: Salvia miltiorrhiza (redroot sage)
Lineage: Eukaryota; Viridiplantae; Streptophyta; Magnoliopsida; Lamiales; Lamiaceae
Product: homeobox-leucine zipper protein ATHB-6-like
Exons: 2
Coding region: 46-849 (267 amino acids)
Biological process (GO): positive regulation of DNA-templated transcription
Cellular component (GO): nucleus
Molecular function (GO): sequence-specific DNA binding; DNA-binding transcription factor activity, RNA polymerase II-specific
Source: RefSeq, a predicted model, not a curated record